UUUCAGCUAAAGAGGUGUGCUAGCUAGUUUGACAUGUACCGCAAAGAGCUGCUGGACGCUAGGAAGGCUUUGCGGAGUGCAAGAGAGAGUGGAGGCAGGAGCAAGGCACUUCGAGACUCUGAGACUACGGAGGAUGAGACGACCGAGCCCCAGCUGGAGACCAAAGAGGGCAGACAGCAGGACAAGGGCGCGCGCAAGGGACAUACAGGUGAAGGAGGCCGGAUGAUGGACUAUAACCCAGACGCCUCAGACCGUAGGGCCACUCUGCCCGGCACGUAUGACCCUGUGGUGGAGAGAGAGCUGCGCGCCCUGGGCUCUAGGCCCCCAGGGGCCCCUCUGGAUCCCUCCAACCCCUCCAGGCAAGGCCCCGCUGAGGGCGCCCCUGUGCGGCACCUGGGUGUGGAGCCACUGAUCCGAGCAUCCCACGCUAACCUGGCGCGGCAGGCUGUGCAGGGCUCAGAGGAAAGUGUGUCUGUGGGGAGUGACUACUACGGCAGCAUGUUCAGCCUGUACAGAGGCAGAACCUUCUCCAUGCCCUUAUAG
Periophthalmus magnuspinnatus is the source of this 543-nucleotide messenger RNA. RefSeq names its product striated muscle preferentially expressed protein kinase-like. The transcript is spliced from 3 exons. The record is from RefSeq and is a predicted model, not a curated record. Lineage: Eukaryota; Metazoa; Chordata; Actinopteri; Gobiiformes; Gobiidae. The coding region runs from base 34 to 543 and encodes 169 amino acids.